AUGGCCUUCUACGCGCUGCAGGAGGCGGUUAAGGGAGGGCGGCGAGACUUGGUGUUGCUGCAACUGGCGGAGGCCCCCGAUACUGUGAAACAAGCCGAUUGCAACGGAACGACUUGUGUAUUGUUGGCUGCUCGACUGAACAACGAUGAAAUAGUCAAAGAACUUCUCUCCCAUGGCGGUGACCCGCAUGCAGCAGAGCUGCCCGAGAUCGGGGCGAAUACCGCACUACAUUUUGCAGCGCGCAACAAAAAUGAGGAUAUGGUCGCCUGUCUGCUCUCCUUUGGGGCUUCGCCGAAUCAACAAAAUGCACUGGGCCAAACGCCGCUGCACAUCGCAGCUCGCGUUGGCUGCAAGGGUGCUGCGGAGCAGAUGCUAGCUGCGGGGGCAAACCCGGCAAUAACAGACAAAUCGGGGUUUGAUGCGGCGUAUUGGGCUGAACACGGUAAAUACAGUGACCUGGCGAGGCUGCUGCCGCCUCCCAAGUGCUUGAACAGCAAAGAUUUGGCUAUGUUUCAGCUGCUAGCCAUGGAUCAACUGGAUCUGCCGCUGAAGAUGGCGACCAAGAAGAAAGGGAAAGGAAAGAAAAAAUGA
Messenger RNA from Eimeria mitis, 591 nucleotides. RefSeq names its product ankyrin repeat-containing protein, putative. NCBI's taxonomy places the organism in Eukaryota, Apicomplexa, Conoidasida, Eucoccidiorida, Eimeriidae. Bases 1 to 591 code for a protein of 196 amino acids. The transcript has 3 exons. The record is from RefSeq and is a predicted model, not a curated record. Gene Ontology annotation, molecular function: protein binding.